Messenger RNA from Magallana angulata, 575 nucleotides. RefSeq lists its product as uncharacterized. Lineage: Eukaryota; Metazoa; Mollusca; Bivalvia; Ostreida; Ostreidae. The record is from RefSeq and is a predicted model, not a curated record. The transcript has 5 exons. Bases 106 to 516 code for a protein of 136 amino acids.
CCUGUCCGAAUGUCAGUGAAAUGAACCGUGACCAAUUCCCUUCUGUCUUUUACGGCACAGGUGUGUAGACUGCAUUUCCUAUUCGCUUUGUUUUUUUCUGGUAUCAUGUUCAAGAUGGAAUUUCUUCCGUAUUUCACAAUAGUAUGUUUCUUGUACACGGUGCAGGGUAAAACAGUUCCGGUCAAAGACAAACUGUGUCACUCGUCGUCAGAGUGCGCCAAGGACAGCUGCUGUCGGGACGAGACCGGAAGACUGGUAGACCCUUCCGGUCUUUUUGACCACGUUGGUCCCAUCACAGACGUAUUGAACGGAACCUGUGUGCCCCUACACGCCCAGUUUGACGAAAACUGCGGGGAAUUUUGUCCCUGUGAUCUUAGUCAAGGUCUUGUUUGCUACAGGACGGUGACAGAUAAUGAAUUCUCCCCGUCAGUCUGUCGACCCAAGGACGUGGUCAGCAAAUGGACGAACGAAUUCCUGGACUGUUGGAACGACCCAAAAUGUGUGCUUCCUUUGUAACUCCGGACCGUAUUUAUUCUAUUUAUAAAUAUAUUGAUAAUAUAAAAUUUUACAAUCAA